GGCUCCUUUCCCGGUGCUCGGCGUUGAACCCCGGCUGCCACCGCCGCCGCUGCCACCGUCGCGGUGGUCCCUGCCCUGCCCGGUCCCAGGGUGCGCCCGCAAGGCUCCUGCUGGUGUCCUGGAGCAUGGGAGGCUGCUGAGCUUGAGCGGCGGCGUCCGGAAGGAGCUGUGUGUCUCACUCCGUGGCAGGGAGGGCGUCCAUGGCUGCAGCCAACAAGGGCAACAAACCCAGAGUCCGGAAUAUCCGCUUUGCGGCAGGCCAUGACUCAGAAGGCUCCCACAGCCAUGUCCACUUUGAUGAGAAGCUGCACGACUCAGUGGUCAUGGUCACCCAGGAGAGUGACAGCAGCUUUCUGGUCAAGGUUGGCUUCCUGAAGAUCCUGCACAAAUACGAGAUUACCUUCACUCUGCCCCCGGUGCGCAGGCUGAGCAAGGACAUCCGGGAGGCACCCAUUCCCAGCCUGCACCUCAAGCUCCUCAGUGUCGUGCCCGUCCCUGAAGGUUACAGUGUCAAGUGUGAGUAUUCUGCUCACAAGGAAGGAGUCCUCAAAGAGGAGAUGCUGCUGGCCUGUGAGGGCGGCACAGGUGCUUGCGUGCGCGUGACGGUGCAGGCGCGCGUCAUGGACCGGCACCACGGCACCCCCAUGCUGCUGGAUGGUGUCAAGUGCGUGGGCGCUGAGUUAGAGUACGACUCGGAGCACAGUGACUGGCAUGGCUUCGACUGAGCCCCGCGGCUGCCUGGCCCCUCAGCCUUAACCCCGCCGCGUCUCCAACUUGCUGCGUGAUGGUGUGGCUUCCUCACCCCUCCUGGGUGUGCGUGGGGUGGAGUGUCCCCUGGCCUCCAAGACCCAGCUGCGCCCACGCCGACACCUCUCACCUCUGCCUUCAUUUGUGCCACCACCCUGCCUCUCCUGCGACUUCCUCUCCCACCUCCUCCUCUCCGUGUGCCUCAGUCUCCUGCCGCAAGAAAUGGGUUGAGCCCCCAAGGAGGCUAUCUGAGGAGGGGAGGGUGAGGGCCUGGGGUGGGUCCUACCUCCUGUCCACCCCAAGCUGCAGGGGCUUCAGCUGGGGUCUGGGAGAGGAUGGAGUGGCUUGUGAUGCCGUUGCCCCAUUGCUGCUGCCGCUCUGCCUCAGCCCUCUCCUGCCCCUCGCGUUCCCCGCUGACCAUGUGAGGAGGAGGGGGUGCAGCUCCCAGCCCCUACCCCUCAGGUCUGUGAUACUGGGUUUUUAAGCAACUGGUUGGGAUAGAAACCUGAAGAAAUAAAACUUCAGUGGAUACCGGA
Molecule: messenger RNA, 1283 nt
Organism: Chinchilla lanigera (long-tailed chinchilla)
Lineage: Eukaryota; Metazoa; Chordata; Mammalia; Rodentia; Chinchillidae
Gene: Adissp
Product: chromosome unknown open reading frame, human C20orf27
Exons: 6
Coding region: 201-725 (174 amino acids)
Source: RefSeq, a predicted model, not a curated record